Messenger RNA from Heteronotia binoei (common prickly gecko), 1181 nucleotides. Its product is annotated as serine/threonine-protein kinase SBK2-like. The coding region runs from base 81 to 1091 and encodes 336 amino acids. The transcript has 4 exons. The record is from RefSeq and is a predicted model, not a curated record. Gene Ontology annotation, molecular function: protein serine/threonine kinase activity; ATP binding. NCBI's taxonomy places the organism in Eukaryota, Metazoa, Chordata, Lepidosauria, Squamata, Gekkonidae. Gene Ontology annotation, biological process: peptidyl-serine phosphorylation; peptidyl-threonine phosphorylation.
GGGGACCUACAUGUGGCAGGUACCAGACAGGCAGGCAGGACUGAGGACCUGGAGAGUGAAUCCAAGAGUGAAUUGACAGGAUGACUUUGGAAGGACGAAGUGAGAGAUUCAGCUCCAUCGUGGCAGCUGUGAAGCUAGUCCCGGGUGAUAUUGCAAAACGGCUGGAGGAGAUGGUCUUGCUGACAGCUCAAAACCUGCCCCAGGUGGAAGUGACCAGUAGUUACACCAUCCUCCGGGAACUGGGCAGCGGCUCUUACGGACAUGUCUUGAUGGCAGUUCACCAACGCCAAGGGACCCCCAUGGCACUGAAAUUUGUCCAUAAAAAAGACACUGAACUGCAAGAUUUCCUGAGCGAGUACUGCAUUGCGCUGACCCUGGGAGCUCAUCCCUGCAUUGCCACAGCCCUUGGCAUAGCCUUCCAGACCCCACAGCACUAUGUCUUUGCACAGGAGCUGGCCUUGGCCAAUGACUUCUUCUCACUCAUGGUGCCGCAGGUUGGUGUGCCUGAGCAGCGGGUCAAACGCUGUGCCCUUCAGCUGGCAAGUGCCUUAGAGUACAUGGAGACCAAGGGGUUGGUCCACCGUGAUGUCAAGCCAGAGAAUGUGCUGCUGUGCGAUCCUGAGUGUCGGCGCAUCAAGCUGACUGACUUUGGGCUAAGCUGCCCAUGUGGCCACCUCAUCGAGGCUUUGCCAGAGAGUUUGCCUUACACAGCGCCUGAGUUGUGUGUCCUUGGCCCCGAGGCUCGCCUGGAGGCCCAGCCCAGCCUUGACACGUGGGCCCUGGGAGUGCUUCUCUUUUGUGUGCUCACUGGCUACUUCCCCUGGCUCACAGCCAUGCCUGCUGAUCGGCACUACCGUGCUUUUGCCUGCUGGCGCCGCAGCCCUCGCUUUGCCCCACGGCCGCCCCAUUGGGAGCACUUCACACCCCAGGCACUGGAGAUGCUGAUGGGCCUGUUGACACCCAACCCUGCUCACCGUAGCCCUGCCAAGGAGGUGAUGAAAUAUAUCAAAGCUCCUUGGUUGCUGCCAGAGACUCAGAGCCGGACCUGGCCCAGUAGGGACCAUCUUUUGGGCACUAGUCGGCGGUGCUGAAAAAUGAGGCCAGCUGGGCAGAGAAGGAAAGGGCUGACAGUCAUCCUUUUGCUGUAAUCACUGAGGGACCAAAGACACCCAUCACCAACU